UUUUCUCUAAUAGCAGCACAAGUGGGGAAAGGCAAAAUAGCAGCAAUACAGUUGGAUUCCAGCAGCCGACUCAACGCGCCAAUUGCCUUUUCUAUUUUCCCCACACUCCCCCUACUUCACUCCAAAACCCACUUUACAUCCAAUCCAGAAAAAGCUUACAUACAUUGUUGAACCUGCAACUGUACUCUUUCUCACAAGAUUUACCCACCAAGAUUCAAGGAUCGUGUGUCUUCUAUCAAUCUUCAUCAACAUAUCAAUAGGGUCUCCCUUUGUUUUCGCUUUCCUGAGUGCUUCAAGAUUCAGGUAGCAGUUUUUACUCAUCAAGAUUCAAGAAUCGUUGUUCCGCUGAAUCUUCGUCACGGUAUCAAUAGGGUCUCUCUCUCUCUCUCUCCAUUUGUUCUCUCAUUCUUGGGUGCUUCAAGAUUCGAGUAGAACUGGUUUUUCCCUUUUGGGUUCAUUUCACGCCACAUUUAAUAAUACUAUUCAAGUAUAGAGUAAGCUGCAAAUCAGCUCUGUUCGGGGAACAAUGGCGACAAGAAGGCCUGUGAAUCCUUCUCGCCGCAUGUCGGAAAGUGGAGCGGCUCCAUUGUCGUCCUCACUCCAAUCAAGAUCCCGCUCUCCCUCUUACUUAUCCAUUGGACUCAUCAUUCUGGGGGUAUUUGCUGUCAUAGGUUAUCUUUAUCGUGGCCAAGGUACCCUUGGAAAUCUUAGAGCUGUCAGUGGGGUGGAAGGUGACUUUUCAUGUACUCAAGAAGUUGAACGUGCCAUUCCAAUUCUUAAAAAAGUAUAUGGUGAUAGCAUGCAUAAGGUUUUGCAUGUUGGUCCAGACACUUGUUCAAUUGUUUCCAGAUUGAUAAGAGAGGAGGAGACUGAAGCAUGGGGUGUGGAACCAUAUGAUGUAGAGGAUGCUGAUCUUACAUGUAAGAGAUUGGUGCACAGAGGUCUUGUUCGUGUGGCGGAUCUUAAAUUUCCUCUUCCAUACAGGGCAAAAUCUUUUUCUCUUGUCAUUGUCUCGGAUGCUUUAGAUUACUUGUCUCCAAAGUAUCUCAACAGGACCCUUCCUGAAUUAGCAAGGGUAUCAUCUGAUGGUCUCGUCAUUUUCACUGGAUAUCCACGUCACCACAAAGCUAAAGGUGUUGAUAAAGCUAGAUAUGGACGUUCGAUUAAAUUGAGGAGCUCGACGUGGUGGAUUAGAUAUUUUGUUCAGAUGAGCUUAGAGGAGAAUGAAGCUGCCGUCAAGAAGUUUGAGCAAGCUGCAGAAAAGACCUGGUACAAGCAAAACUGCCAAAUCUUUCAUCUCAAGUCAUACCAGUGAUAUUCAAGUAUAAUAUGUUUAAUGAAAUUAGAACUCUUGAUUCCAUCUUGGACUGAAGUUACGGCAGCUCCGCCUAUCAAGCGAAUGAUACGUUUGGAGAAAUCCUUAUUAGAACUGAGAUAUUCUCAGAAUUUGUUGUUCCUUAUAAAAUAGGAUCAUAUUCUUUUACAAAGAUAUAUGGGAAAGUGGAGAAUUGAGCAAUAGAGGUUCUCUGUCUUCUGUAUCAAAUAGAUCGGAUUUUAGGACCUUACUUGUAGAAAGCAGCAGCUAAUACAUCCAUCUUUAAGCCAUCACAUUGCACUGCAAUGGAGCUUAUUUCUGAAUUGAGAUGUGCAGCUCAAGUCUUAAUACCUGUAUACGUGGACUGCAUGAUUGCUGGGAUCAUUUGUGAGAAUAUUCAAUACUGCUUGGCUGCAGGGA
This is a messenger RNA of Sesamum indicum (sesame), 1735 nucleotides long. RefSeq names its product putative pectin methylesterase CGR3. NCBI's taxonomy places the organism in Eukaryota, Viridiplantae, Streptophyta, Magnoliopsida, Lamiales, Pedaliaceae. Gene Ontology annotation, biological process: pectin metabolic process. The record is from RefSeq and is a predicted model, not a curated record. Gene Ontology annotation, molecular function: methyltransferase activity.